UAGGUACCACCAUUACCUACUCUCAUUUUUCUUAAGCCAACUUUUCCUUUAUUUUCUUCAACUCGAGGUUUGCAAUGUCAACUUCAUUGAGUUGGACGACGCCGAUGUCAAUCCAAGUACUCCAGUCUAGUGUGCUGUGCUCGUGUUUUUCGUGCAAAGUGCAAAUGUUCGAAAUUCAAUUCGUGUGCAGGUGUAUCGAGUCGUUUUAGUAGUAAAUACUCGUACCUACUCGUACUUACUUGAUAUUUUGUGCUACGAGUAUGCGUUAUUUUUGACCAACAACAGAUACCUACUUAUCCGAGAAAUAACCAAAUAAUUUGACUCGGGGAAGCACUCGGUACAGUUUCGCAGAGUGCGCAGCAAUUCACGAAAAUGGCGAAGAUUUACAGCUAUUCGAUCAUAGUCAUCAUCCUGACGACGAUAGUAUUCUUCAAUUAUUGCAAAGGAUACGAAAUCUCGUCGAAAGAUUCCCACCUAAGAUUAUCAUCUCAACUCGAUUCGAGUCCUCGAGACCAAGCUAAUUAUCACCACUAUCGAAGAUCCGAUCACCACGACAAUCAAAUCCCUCAACAGCAUCACAUUGCGUUCAAUUCUAUACCAAAAUCAAACAAAUACCAGGGCUGGAAACCCAUCGUAAGUUCUCGCAGUUUACCAGCGGUGAAAUAUUUUCAAAAAUCAACCCCUCAAGAAAGUCAUUCUCAAUACGCAAAAUCCGCAGUCACCGAGUCUAGUCCUGUCAACGACCCGAUUACCGAACAAGCAGUUCUGUUCAUUCAGCAAAGCUCCACCGAGGCGACUGUAAAACCUUGGAAAAGCCCGACAAAUAAGAUCAUAAAAGAAGACGAUAUAAUGUGGAUGCAUUACGGUCCCGUUGACGAUGACCAAGACCAACACGACCAACCUUCGACGACAGAAGCGAAUCUUGAAAACGAUAUAAAUUACGAAAAACCUAACUCGGAGAAACAAUACCAUUCUCAAUACAGAGUAAAACAAUCGACGAAGGAUUUACCCAAAAACAUAUACGAAAUCAUAGACCAUUCUCCUCCUACUUUUAAACCUAUCGCUGCCGUAAGUAAAGGCGACGGUGUUGCUGUCAAUUCUUCUUGGAAGGCGAUCAAUCUCGACGACAAAAUGCAGGCUACCGAAACUCGUUCGUCGAUCGAAGCAGCAUCUAGCUCUAGCACUAGCACUAGCACUAGCACUAGCAGCGAUAACGAUAAAUACUCGUCGUCGUCGUCGGUCGAUUUACAUACGAGUAAUACCCUAGAAAAUGAAUUCGAUUCGAUGCACUCGGCCAAGGAAGCGACAGGCCCGCGCAAGAGUGAUAUUUACGAUGCCCCCGACAAUGAGAGAGUCAUAAAAAUCAACCGCAACCCUUCGCGAUCCCAACCGCCCGUCGAUCCCGUCGAUAAAAAUAAAAACGAGCAACGGUACUACACGCAAAUGGACAUUAAAAGCACCCCUAUAAACGUGCAUCCCACCGCAGAAACUCCCGACGAGAACGACGAGCCUGAUAGCUGGCUAUUGUCGUAUUUUCGAGGACAAAAUCACUCCGCCGGGAAAGGAGGUAAAUUUUUAGGCAAACCGAUCGUGAUCGCGGAACAAACCCAAACCCAAACCCAAACCCAAGCCCAACCUUCGCCUUACUUCACCGCCGAAUACUAUCGUACACUUUUCGACAGCUUUAGCCGAGAAGAUAGGUCAUUCGAUAGAAGAUCUUCUCAAAACGACUCGAGUCACGAACUAAAAUCGUCCGAGCAAACUAACCCCAAACACCGAGACCAAUCUGGCACGAGCAAUGAAACCAACGCCAACGCGCAGAAUUGUACUUCCGCCGGUCAAACCAGCUGUAAUAAGAGUUCCAAAAACAAGAAUCAUCAGCUGUCCUUCAAGCCUCAUCGAAGAAAUCAUAAUUUUAAUGUUUUCAAAUUCAUGGGUAUUGACGUGAAAGACUUGAUGCCGAAGACGUUGAGGACGAAUAUUUACAUAAUUAAGAAACUUCUUACCGAAUGUUACACCGAACUACAAGACGAAGAUCCUAGUCCGAUAGUCUGCAUGAAAAAAAUCACCACCAAAGUAUUAGAUAAUGCCAUAGACAGCGAAACCAUCAAAUUAACCGACAGCGUUUCUUUGGUCAAGGAAAAUGUUACCUCUAUCGUGGAACACGAAAGCUCCAGAUCAAGCUCUUCGAAUAUAGACUGGAUAUCGAAUACGAUAGAAAAAAUGUCGAGACUAUUUUCAACUCAUUCGCUUCGAGUGCAAUUAGUCAACUCGCAAGAAGAUCAUAAAUAUCAAAUCGAAGGUCGACGACGCCAUUAUUUCCGCCGGGUUUUUCCGGUGAUCGCCGGCGUUUACUUGACUAUAACGGCCGUCUUGAUACCGGUAGUUUUCCAAUUUAUGGCCAUGAUGGGCGGCAAAUCGUUCGUCGUUGCCAAAAUUGCCCUGAUUUUCGCCAUCCUCAGUAGCGUUAGUAAAUUCCUAGCCUCAGGAGACCACUCGCAUUCUCAUCAGCAUCACCACGCGCCACCACCACCGUCGUACCAUCCUCCACCGGCGUACCACCCUCCUCCGCAUCCACCUCACGAAUCACCCUCUUAUUACGAACAUGCCCAUCCGCAACAAUGGAAAAAAUCCGAUAAACGUUUCAAAAGAGUACCGAUUAAUUAUUCCUAUUAUACUGUAGAAUAAAGCCACCGUUAAAAGUUUUCUUCAAAAAUUACCUACCUACGUUUUUCAUAAUUUUUUACUGCGGUAUCGUUUAAAAAGAAAAUUAAAAUUAGCGUGUUUUUGUGCGAAACGUGACAAUAAUUAAACGAAAUCGUUCUUUAGCGGAAGAAAGAGGCCGUAUCACAUUUUUUUAUUUUUUUUAUUUUUUAUUACGUAGUAGAUGAAAAAUUGAGAUUUAUGAGAUUGAGAACUACAUAAUUUGGUUGUUUAUCGAGUAGGUAGCAGAAAUUCGUUUGUAGAGAUGGCAAAUUCAUAUAAGAAAUCAGAAUCAACACGACAUAGUACGCACGUAUAAAAAUCUAAAGCGUAAAAAAAGAACAAGAAAGAAAAAUUCAUGUGGCCCAAAAGUUUUCAUCGAGGAUUCUCCAAGUCUCAUCAACGCAUAGAUAAUACAUAAUAGGUAUUAUUUAUUCCAAGUUUGUUUUUUUUUUUUUUUUUUUAUAUUUCUCUAAAGAGAUAUUCAAAUAUUU
Molecule: messenger RNA, 3197 nt
Organism: Planococcus citri (citrus mealybug)
Lineage: Eukaryota; Metazoa; Arthropoda; Insecta; Hemiptera; Pseudococcidae
Exons: 4
Coding region: 373-2688 (771 amino acids)
Cellular component (GO): membrane
Source: RefSeq, a predicted model, not a curated record